GCCGGUGUUACCUGUCACGCUCUCCUCAGUUCACUCCCCGCGAUCCCGGACGCCAUUAGCAACAAGCACCACAGGUCUCAGCAGGCUUCGUCUUCUCUCACCCGCGGAAGCUAUACCGUUGCUCUUCCGUCGAUCUGUGCGCGCGAACAAGUUAAUUACGUGGCUUGGUGUGCUCGUCGAUCGCCAUGGCCGACGACUCAUCGUCCCCGGCGUCUUACAUCCGACUGGUGCAGCAUCUGAUCGAGAAGUGCAUCUGCUACGACAUGAACAAGGAGGAAUGCGUGCAGGCGCUGGAGAAGCACGCCAACAUCCUGCCCGCCGUCACAUCCACUGUGUGGAAGGAGCUGGAGAAGGAGAACAGGGAGUUCUUCGAGACGUACAAGAAGGACCGAGGCGGUGAGUCGCCGUCGCAGAAGGGCAGUCCUUCAGACCAGGCGUCGACCUCAAGGAGCUCAGACGACAACGACGACUAGGGGCCGGCCGGAUCCAUGCAUAUAUGCAUGGCACUACACAAAACUAAAAUAUACGAGGGUGUGUGUGUGUGUAAAUAAAUCGCAGCUAGCCACGCCACGCCACGCACGUACCCCUGGCUCAGCUCUAGCUGGAUGAUCCACCGAGCAGACACUCCUUCAGUUGGUUGGUCCGAAAUUGAAAAGAUUCAGAAUCACCAGUCCACCGGAGCCUCUGGAAUCUUGUAUGCAUACUAGUAAGCCAUGUUGUACACGUGGAGGAGGAGAAUGUGGACGUCCGGAGGAGACGACGGACGUACGCGGGCGUUGCGGUCUGUAAUUUGUACCCAUCUGUACAUACUCCUUACAUGUGAGCGGCGACUAGCUUGUUGCUGUCAGAGGAAAGCCGGUCCUGUCUUGUUCCGAUUCC
Molecule: messenger RNA, 879 nt
Organism: Aegilops tauschii subsp. strangulata
Lineage: Eukaryota; Viridiplantae; Streptophyta; Magnoliopsida; Poales; Poaceae
Source: RefSeq, a predicted model, not a curated record